Molecule: messenger RNA, 1004 nt
Organism: Boleophthalmus pectinirostris (great blue-spotted mudskipper)
Lineage: Eukaryota; Metazoa; Chordata; Actinopteri; Gobiiformes; Gobiidae
Product: zinc finger protein 282
Exons: 7
Coding region: 141-863 (240 amino acids)
Biological process (GO): regulation of transcription by RNA polymerase II
Molecular function (GO): DNA-binding transcription factor activity, RNA polymerase II-specific; RNA polymerase II cis-regulatory region sequence-specific DNA binding
Source: RefSeq, a predicted model, not a curated record
GAGAGUGCACCUGAGCCCCGCCCCCGCCCACCCCAGCCCCGCCCACGAGCACCUUGAGCCCCACCCCGAGCACCUGAACCCCGCCCCUGCCCACAUCAUUAACGCCUCACAGGAGUUUAUGCAGACAGGGGACAAAGAGGAUGAGGACCUGUUUCUGUACGACAUGUUUGACAUCAGUGCUCAGGGGGAGGAGCUACAGGAGGCACACACCUGUCAGGGCUUCACACAAAACCCCAGAGUCCACAGAACGGUCCAGGAGAAGGUCCAGGUCCGACCGAGACCCCAGAGUCCACCUGAGACCCACCAAAACCGGUUGUGAUCCGCGCAGAGUCCAGCCCGCCCUCCAGACCGCAGCCCAGAGACCUGCUCCCAUCUCCACACCCCCACGAGACUUCAGGAAGACGAGGAGACGACCUUCAUCAAGACCUUCAUCAAGACCUUCAUCCAAACCCCGAGGAGGAAACGUCAGUGACGGUAAAACAAAGAUCCGGAAAAAAAACCUGGAGAAUCUUCAGAAAGAACCCGGCUUCACCUGCCCACAGUGUGACAGGAGCUUCAGCUCGGCUCUGACCCUCAGGAGACACGCAGGUGUUCACUCUGACCUCAGACCAUUCAGCUGUUCACUCUGUCCGUACUCCAGCCGCCUCCGAGCCUCCCUGCUGCAGCACCAGCGCACGCACACAGGUGAGAGACCUUUCGGGUGCUCAGUCUGCUCGUACGCGUCGAUCGACCGCAGCUCUCUCCUCCGACACCAACGACUCCACAACAACGAACGACCGCACUGCUGCCCCCACUGUGACUACAGCAGUAUCCAAAAGAAGAGUUUGGACCUGCACCUCCAACGCCACCACACCCCCACCUGACAGCACCUGACAGCACCUGACAGCACCUGACACCACCUGACAAUACCUGACAAUACCUGACAACACCUGACGCCUCCACACCCCCACCUGACAGCACCUGACACCACCUGACAACACCUGACAGCAUCUGACAGCACCUGA